Phytophthora sojae is the source of this 765-nucleotide messenger RNA. RefSeq names its product necrosis inducing-like protein NPP1 type. Bases 1 to 765 code for a protein of 254 amino acids. NCBI's taxonomy places the organism in Eukaryota, Oomycota, Peronosporomycetes, Peronosporales, Peronosporaceae. The record is from RefSeq and is a predicted model, not a curated record. The transcript has a single exon.
AUGGACCUCUACCUACUAGUUUUCAUCGCUGCCGCAGCCUUCAGCUCUCUUGAAGCUGUGAACAUCGACCAUGACAAGGUGCAGCCGUUCGCCCAGCCCGAGCCGACCACGGUAUCCGAGAAGGCCGCCGUCAAGUUCAAGCCGAGCAUCCGAAUCCGAAGCGGGUGCCACCCGUACCCUGCGGUGAAUGCCGCGGGUGAGACGAGCGGAGGGCUGAAACCAUCGGGGGAACCUGACGGAGACUGCAAAAACUCUAGCCUGGGCUCGCAAGUGUACGGGCGAGCCGUGUGGUACAAGGACCUCUGGGCCAUUAUGUAUACGUGGUAUUUCCCCAAGGAUUCCUACGGGACCUUUUUCCGGUCGGGCCAACGGCACAAGUGGGCUAGUUUCAUCGUGUGGCUCGACAACCCUUCACUCGAGAAGCCGAAGAUUCUCGCCGUCUCGACUUCGUUUCAGACCGGGGAAUACCAGAUCCUAAAGAAUGGGCCGCCAGCUUGCGGUCGUCGGAGUUGCAGCCCACCUUUCACUGACUACAUCAAUGGCACUAGCGCCAUGCUAGCAUACCUGGAUACCUUCUACGGCAGUAUACUGGAGAUGACUACGGCAAGGACCGGUGGCGAACUCCAGGAUCUCAUCAUGUGGGAGCAGCUGACCGAAGAAGCGCAAAUUGCUCUGAACGAAACAGACUUUGGGGAGAAAGCCAGGGUCCCGUUCAUUGAUGCCAACUUGAACGCAAACCUCGAGCAGACUCGUUCGUUCCUUUAG